Molecule: messenger RNA, 1414 nt
Organism: Rhizopus microsporus ATCC 52813
Lineage: Eukaryota; Fungi; Mucoromycota; Mucoromycetes; Mucorales; Rhizopodaceae
Product: glycosyl transferase group 1
Exons: 1
Coding region: 50-1318 (422 amino acids)
Molecular function (GO): glycosyltransferase activity
Source: RefSeq, a predicted model, not a curated record
AUCAGUUUAAACCAAAACUUUUUUUUUUUAUUUCGGGAAUCUCGACAUUAUGCGCAUUGCCAUCAUUACAGAAAACUUCUUUCCCAAAGUAGAUGGCGUAACGCGUACGCUGGCACGAUUACUAGAGCACUUAUCACUCACGGGACAUCAAGCGAUUGUAUUAGGACCUGAGACAAACAUGAAGAGCUAUGCGAACGCAGAGCUGGUUGGCACCUUUGGGAUACCGUUCUUUGCCUAUCCAGAACUCAAGUUAAACUUUUGGCGACCAGGACUGACCCAAAAGUUGUUAGAGUUCCAACCUGAUGUGAUCCAUUUUGUUGACCCUGUCUUUCUCGGCGCGUUUGGUCUGGCUGUCGUUCGGUACUAUCUGCCACACGUUCCGAUCGUUUCAUCCUAUCAUACCAAUUUGGCAGUUUACUGCGACCACUUUGGAUACGGCUUUUUCAGUUCAAUCAUGUGGAAAUGGAAUCAUUACUGUCACUCGUUUAGUCAGUACGUCGCCUGUCCAUCGCCAUCCACAAGAAGCAUCCUAUAUCAACACGGAUUUGAGCAUGUGCGUCUUUGGCCUCGAGGUGUGGAUAUUUCACUAUUUUCAGCAUCAAGAAGAUCAAAUCAGUUGCGAUCAAAGUGGACUGAAGAUAAAGACAAGAUUGUGAUUCUAUAUGUGGGAAGGCUUUCGUACGAAAAGAACAUACAUUUGGUGCUAGAUGCUUAUCAACAGAUGGACCACACAACAUGUCACCUUGUCCUUGUCGGUCAUGGUCCAUCAUUUCACGAUAUCGAAAAACGAUGCGUGUCAUCCAAUAUACCCGUUACGCUCACAGGCUAUCUCCAGGGUAAAGAGCUGGCCGAGGCUUAUGCUUCAGCUGAUGUCUUUGCUUUCCCUUCUAGCACAGAAACAUUUGGUCAGGUCGUACUGGAGGCAAUGGCAUCAGGACUGCCUGUUGUGGGGUUAAAUGCUGAAGGUGUACGCGAUCUCGUUGAUCAUGGAUCAACCGGCUUACUGCUAGAUACUUCAAAUCUUUCACUUGAACAACAAAAGAAAGGAUAUCAAGCACUACUGGAAAAAGUCAUUGGUGAUAAGGAACUACUAAAGAGGAUGAGUGGAGAGGCAGUAAAAAAGGCAACAGAGUAUACAUGGUAUGAAGCCAUGGAGCGCAUGGUCCAGUUGUAUGAUGCUUCAAUCUCAGCGCCAGAUGAGAUUGUCACUGAUGAGCACUCGCCUUUAUUGUCACAUCAUAAAAAGCUAAUGUAUGAUAGUGGAGAUAGUGGUGUUGAAGAAGACUUUUGUAUCGAUGAAGCUUUAAUCAAGGAAUAACCACACAUGGCCCCAUGUUUAUACAUACUUACAUACAUACAUACACAAAUAUACGCUUAUAUAAUAUCAUAAUAUGAAUAAACUUAAUGUACAGGA